AUGGCGGCGCCGGCCCCUGGAAGCCCACCGACACCUGCGCCUGACGGGUGGCAGUCUGCCAUCGAUGCGGCGAAGCCUGCGGUGGUGUCGCUGCAGGUCACUGCCGUCCGAAGCUUCGCGGACGACACGCCGGGCGCGCACGAGGGCACGGGCUUCGUCGUCGACGCGGAGCGCGGCCUGGUGCUCACCAACCGCCACGUCUGCACCUGCGGCCCGGCGCGCGCCACGGCCACGUUCGUGGGGCACCCGUCCAUGGAGGAGCUGCCAGUGGAGGUGGUCUACGUGGACCCGGGGCACGACUUCGCCCUCCUGCGAUUCGAUCCCCGCCGCCUGCGGAGCACUCCGCGGGCAGAGAUCCCUCUGGACCCCGCGGGCUGCCGCGUGGGGGAGGAGAUCCGCGUGGUGGGCAACGACAGCAUGGAGAAGCUCCAGAUACUUGCUGGCACCAUCGCUCGGGUGGACCGCAACGUCCCCGAGCUGGACGGGGACUACCAGGACGAGAACACCUUCUACAUACUGGCAGGCUCGGGCUCUCGCGGCGGCUCCAGCGGCUCUCCGGUCAUCAGCCAGCUGGGGCGCGCCGUGGCGCUGAACGCGGCGGCGAAGUGCAACACUUGCCGCCGAACGAUGCACGCCCUCUUCCUGCCCCUCCACCGCGUCCUGCGCGCGCUGGAGCUCGUCCAGGCAGGCGCGCCGGCGCCGCGCGGGACGCUGUGCGCGGCGUUCCUGUACGCGUCCUUCCCCGAGUGCGUGCGCCUGGGCGUGCCCGAGGCCUUCGUGCAGUCCGCGGUGCUCGGGGGCGGCGGCGCGCCGCCGCAGGGCGGCACGUUCUCGCAGGGCUGCCCGCCGGGCGGCAUGCUGAAGGUGCAGCGGUGCGUCCCGGGCAGCGCUGCGGCGGCGGCCUUGAAGCCAGGGGACGUGCUGCUGGAGCUGGGCGGGCGUCCCUGCGCAGACUUCGUGCUGCUGGAGCAGGUCCUCGACGAGGCCGUCGGGAAGCUGGUCAGGGUGGCCGUGUGCCGCGGUGGCGAGCGCCUCGAGCUCGAGCUUACCGUGCAAGAUUUCCAUGCCAUCAUCCCGCACGCGUUCCUUGAGAUGGGCCUCGGGGUGUUUCACGAGGUGCCGUACCAGACAGCAAACACCACAUACCUCUGA
Molecule: messenger RNA, 1152 nt
Organism: Prorocentrum cordatum
Lineage: Eukaryota; Dinophyceae; Prorocentrales; Prorocentraceae
Source: the annotation of a GenBank genome assembly